CGUUGCAGUUGCCAGUUGCUAGUUGUAGCCAAACUCACUUAGCAGCUGACAAUGACAGGCCCCCUUAUUUGCACCUCCACUCCUCCCCACAAGUUCACCUGCGUUAAUAGCCGCCUGCCAGCCAAGUGUCUGGCAAAGGCUUUGCCCAGUUGCCUAAACGACAUUGUCACUUGCGGUUGGUUGGGCGCUCCAUCUCCAUCUCCAUCUCCAUCUCCGGCUGCUCCUGCUCUUCGUCCUGGCAGUUCUGGUCGUCCUGGCGCCUCCUGCGGCUUCUGCAGUCGAGUUGCCAUCGGUUUAUGGCAGGUUAAACACCAGCCACAAUGAAACACUGUGCUGUGAAGUGAUAAACAUAUGCGCGUUUUGGCACAAAUCAAUUAGCAAUUAUUGUGAAUCGUGCACUCAAAGACGGCCAAAAUGUCCAAAGGCCAAAUGACAAAUCAGCUGAAUUUGGAGCAUCCGCUGCUGUCAGCCAUUCCGGGAAAUAAUUAUGCGCAAACGCAGCGCAUGCAUUACUAUCCCAACCACUACUACCCGAGCAACUACUUCCCGGGCCAUUACCACCAAGGACACCAUGGAUUCCAGGGGCAUCCGGGGCAACUGGGACGACCCCCGCUCCAGGCGGCCGCCAGCAGCCACAACGGUGCUUAUGCGGCCACGGCGGCUGGCAGCGGACACUCCGGCUACGGCAGCAUCGAGCCGUCGCUGGAGUAUGAGCUGCCACACGACCCACCCUCGGGCAGCUUCUCCUCCUACCAUCCCAGCAGUGCCGGCAGUGGGCCCGCAUACCCACCGCACCACCCACAGGAGGCGCCACCACCGCCCCCACCCACCAAAUCCUCAAAGAAAUCGAAGAAAAGCGCCGGCUCGGUGAUGAACGCACUAACGCUGCUCUCGUUCUUCUUCUUUGUGAACCUGCUGCAGAGCUGCCUGAAGGAUCACAUGGCGGACAUGAAUCCCACCGUGAUGGUGCUCACCGCCAGCGCGACUCGCAACCGUUUCAACAAAUUAGCCGAGAUGAACUCACGCGAACAGACCUCCACCACGGCCACCGAAUCGGCGGCUGCAUCAUCAUCUUGGAAUCUGAAUCUGAAUCCGAAUCAAAAUCAGAAUCAGAAUCCGAAUCAGGCUGCUUUAGUUCCGGCCGUCGAGCCCAGUGUACCGCCCUCAAUUGUUUUGCCCACGGUGGUGCUGCAAUCGCCCUACAGCGGUGGCAUAUCAGUGGUGGCUAAUAAACCCCAUCAGCAGGACCACCAGUCGAACCCUCAGCAAAAACCCCAUGAUUAUCGUCCCCACAUCGUGGAUGAUGAUUAUAAUUACGGGCAGCGCAGACCUCCUUCUCAGACCUAUUCGACCACCUCCGAUUUCUAUCCUAAUCGCACACACAUCGACCACUCGUCCCGGCCCGACUUUGAAUCGGAGUCGGUGGGGUCCGAUUACUAUCAGCACCACUACAACCCGUAUGCCGGCACAAAUUCCCGUCGGCAUCCUUGGUCUUAUGGCAGGCAGCGUUACUCAUCCGCACCGUGGUCUUCAGCUUCGUUGGGCGCUCAGUCGGGCGUGAGCUCUUACUUGGAUAAUGCCCAGCGCCGGCAAGGUGAUGAUGACGAUGGUCAUGGUUAUGGCUAUCGGGAUGGGGUUCCGAAUGGGGAUCGGGAUGGGUACUGGGAUGGCGAUGAGGAUGAGGAUGAGGAUGGUCAGCAGCGGCGACGCGGCGAUGCUUUCUAUACUCGCACACGCAUUAAUUGAAUGCAAGAAUACCGCGCACAUUUCUAUGUUGCCUGGUGGGGAUUUGCUGCAUUAACCCAUUGCACAAAAAUGGGGUGGAAAAAUGUAGAUGGGCAGGAUGGUUUCAAUGGAUUUUUCAGCGCACCAUAACCAGCGUUUAUGGCUUGAUGCGCUUUAUGUUCUCUGGAUAUUUUAAGCGUGUUACAUAUUAUUUUUUUUGGUAUUUUUAAUUUAAUAUUAUUCAAAUUUAUG
Molecule: messenger RNA, 1977 nt
Organism: Drosophila subpulchrella
Lineage: Eukaryota; Metazoa; Arthropoda; Insecta; Diptera; Drosophilidae
Exons: 3
Coding region: 415-1746 (443 amino acids)
Source: RefSeq, a predicted model, not a curated record